Medioppia subpectinata is the source of this 570-nucleotide messenger RNA. NCBI's taxonomy places the organism in Eukaryota, Metazoa, Arthropoda, Arachnida, Sarcoptiformes, Oppiidae. The record is from the annotation of a GenBank genome assembly.
GACAGAGAGAUAUUUGCUAUGAAAAUGUUGUCAAUCACAAUGUUUUUGGCCGCCCUAUUCACAACAAUCGCAGUCAUUAUAUUUGGUAUCCGAGGAGACGAUAGGGAUUGGAUGCCAGACCACGACCACAACUUCCUCUCGUGGUCUUACGGACUGGCAGUCGUCGGUGUGUUCUUUGAGUGGAUGUCAGCCAUACUAUUCUGGGCCGAGUCUCGCAUCUUAUAUAAGAAGGAACUCAAACGCGAACAACAAAUGUUUAAUUUAGAGCCAACUAAUAUCAAGGCUUAAUUCCGCUCAUUAUCUCACAAUCACAUCAUUUUUGAUGCAGUUUUUCAGUGCAAACAACAGACACUUAAUAUUUACAAACAUUCCGUCCUUUGCAUCGAUAAUAUCUGAAAAUCAUUUUCAUUUACUGACCAGAAGUUCAUACAAUUAAUAGCAAUCAAAACAAUGACUUCUGAUAUUUUUUACAUUUUAUGCACGUUUUUAUAUAUAAUUUAAAUACCAAUGAGUUAUACAUUUUAUGAAAUAUUGUCAAUAGAGUUGCACUAACAGUAUUGUAUAUCCAGU